AUGUCUGGAUUGUCUGCUAUGCAGGCAUCUAAUAGAUUACGGACAGCUCUUCUGGAGGGAAAGAAGGCAUUUGGCGCUUGGCAGAUGCUUCCCGGCGCAAACGUAUCGCGGGUAUUGGCAAGGUCAGGAGUUGACUGGGUCUUGGUAGACUGCGAGCAUGGGAACUUGGACGAUGGUGCCAUGCACGAUGCCGUUCCUGCAAUUGCGGCUUUAGGGGUUUCGCCCAUUGUGAGAUUGCCCGACAUGCAAGGAUGGAUGGUAAAGCGUGCACUCGACAGUGGAGCUCAUGGUAUUGUUGUGCCUUUGCUGAGAACGCCUGAAGAAGCGAGACAACUCCUGCAAUCUGCCAAGUUUCCGCCUCUAGGCCGUCGAGGUUUCGGAUCACCAAUUGCCCCAGAGCGAUUCCACCCUGAGCCAAGUUUCUCGGAGUAUCUUCAGCAGGCAAAUGAUUCUCUCUUGACCAUUGUUCAGAUUGAGACCAAGGAGGCACUUGAGUCUAUCGACGAGAUUGCUGCUGUCGAUGGCAUCGAUGUGUUAUUCAUUGGACCGUUCGAUCUUGGAAACGCCCUCGGCCAUCCUAUUAUCGAAGGAGUCAUGGCCACGGAACUGAAAGACGCCAUUGCCAAGAUCCUUGCUGCGGGUCAGAAAGCAGGCAAGAAGACAGGCGUGUAUUGCACGGGGGGCGAGCAGGCAAAGAUAUACGCGGAUCAGGGGUUUGACAUGAUGAAUGUGGUAACCGAUUAUACAUCCUUGGGACUGGUAGCCAAAGAGCAGCUCAGCUUCGCUGACGGAAGCUUGGCACCAACCAGAGGAAAGGGGUAUUGA
Molecule: messenger RNA, 825 nt
Organism: Fusarium verticillioides 7600
Lineage: Eukaryota; Fungi; Ascomycota; Sordariomycetes; Hypocreales; Nectriaceae
Product: 2,4-dihydroxyhept-2-ene-1,7-dioic acid aldolase
Exons: 5
Coding region: 1-825 (274 amino acids)
Cellular component (GO): cytoplasm
Molecular function (GO): aldehyde-lyase activity
Source: RefSeq, a predicted model, not a curated record